Molecule: messenger RNA, 962 nt
Organism: Onthophagus taurus
Lineage: Eukaryota; Metazoa; Arthropoda; Insecta; Coleoptera; Scarabaeidae
Product: retinol dehydrogenase 12-like
Source: RefSeq, a predicted model, not a curated record
ACAAAAUUAAAGGAUUGUAAAUCAUGGGACUUUCAAUUGGACGGUGUUUAUCUCCGAAACGAUUAACUGGAAAAACAGCUGUCAUAACUGGUGGUAAUUCGGGAAUAGGGAAAGAAACGGCGAAAGAUUUUUAUUUACGAGGAUGUAACGUGAUAAUUGCGUGUAGAGUACCGCUUCGUGCACAAGAAGCGAUUGAUGAUAUAAAACGACAAUGUUUGAGACGUCGUAAAGUUGGAACUUUAGAUCAUGUUCAAAUGGAUUUAAAAAGUUUAUCUUCAAUAAGGCGAUGUGCAAUGUUGCUGCAACAAAAACCUACAAUACAUUUAUUGGUUAACAACGCUGGGAUAAUGGCGUGUCCAUUUUCGAAGACCAGCGAUGGUUUCGAAAUUCAAUGGGGUGUUAAUUAUUUAGGACAUUUCUUCUUCACUUUAUUAUUAUUACCAAAAUUAAUCGAAAGUCGCCCCGUUAGGAUUAUUAAUUUAGGAUCGAUAGCACACUUAUACGGAAAUUUAGAUUUCACCGAUUUAAACUGGGAAAGAAGGAAAUAUAGUUCAACGAAAGCCUACGCCCAAAGCAAAUUGUGCAUGAUAUUGUUCACCAGGGAACUCGCUAAGAGAUUAUAUUACAAGAAUAUUCAUGGUAUCAAUGUUUACGCCGUCCAUCCCGGAGUUGUUAAAACAAAUUUAUAUCGAUUUAUUGAAGAUAACAUAUCCGUUCUUUUAAGUCGAUUCACCAGUAGAGGGAUAUUCAUGAAAACCCCCGAAGAGGGGGCCCAAACAACCAUUUAUUGCGCCGUUGAAGAAGACCUCCAAAACGAAACCGGGUUUUAUUACGCUGAUUGUAAGAGACAUUGGGCCGCUGGUAAAGCCACUCAUAGAGGGGACGCCGAAAGAUUAUGGAUUGAAAGUUUAAAGUAUUGUAAAUUAGAAAAUUAUGAUCCUUUUAAAAUAACAUAACCUAAA